Colletotrichum chrysophilum is the source of this 699-nucleotide messenger RNA. RefSeq lists its product as uncharacterized. The coding region runs from base 1 to 699 and encodes 232 amino acids. The record is from RefSeq and is a predicted model, not a curated record. The transcript is spliced from 2 exons. NCBI's taxonomy places the organism in Eukaryota, Fungi, Ascomycota, Sordariomycetes, Glomerellales, Glomerellaceae.
AUGCAAGCAGCGCCGGAAUACCUUGCCAAUGUCCGAAGAGAGCUCCAGAGCAUCGAGAACAUCAUCCAGAGCGUUCAGGUCUCACUUCGUUUCGAAGUCGACCAGGACAACUGGGUCUCCCAAAAGGAACGAAUUGUGUCUGCACUCCAAGAUUGUAGCAAGCUGUGCGAAGGCUUUUACAACGAAUUUCCGGAUCUUCUCAAGCUAGACAAGCUUGGUAUUCGCGACAGGGCCAGAUUUGCCUGGGCUAAGGACAGAGUCAAAGCUCUUGAGGCUGAUCUCAACCGCUGCAAGGCUACCAUCACCCUGGCCCUCAGCGGUGCGAACUAUUUUGCGGCUUGUGAGCAUUACAAGCAACUCCAAGCAAUGGCCGCCCACCAGCGUGACCACCAUGGUCCCUCUGCCUCUGAGCAAAAUGCACGCGUCGCGCAACUGGAAGCCGAGCUGGAGAGCGCUGUUACUUGGAUUAAGAACUACGAGGACGAGAUCGCGCGUCUGCAGGCACAAAUUCGGCAGAGACGAAUCAACCUCCAGAUCGGUGAUGUGGUAACCCAGAGCUCACAGAGCUUGAUCGGAAUCCACAAUCCUGAUGGAACUGAGGGCGAGUUGAAGGUCAAGAUUGGCAACGUGAAUACUGAAGGGUCUAAUAGCGCGAUUGGAUACAGCAAGGACGUGAAUCUCAGCGGAGUGUUCGAGUAG